CAGCAGCAGCAGCAGCAGCAGUGAGAGACGUGGAUGUGAUGCACGAGCUCAUCCGACAAGACAAGGUUCAAGUGUAGAAGAUUUUGGCUGUCAGUUGCUAUUGGACUUGGUAAGGACUUUGGAUCAAUACAACAUGUAGCCUCUCCUCUGCCCUCAAAGCCAGAUUUGGAGACAUUCUGCUUUCUACUCAUGGUUUCUCUGUAGUGUAGUCCGGGGCAUCUUCUGCAGUCAUGUUUAGGAACAGUUUGAAGAUGCUGUUGACUGGAGGGAAGGCCAACCGCAAGAGUCGCAGCAGCGAUGGAGGGAGUGAGGAUUACGGAGACCCCCGCUCACCCGGUCUAGACCCCCAUCUGUGCCAAGGUGGCAGUAUAGACAGCGACUGUGCCUUUGAAGGAGACUACGCCGUGCCCCCCCCUCCUCUCCCCAUGACCGAGGGCAUGCAGCACAUUCGCAUCAUGGAGGGCGUGUCCCGUUCACUGCCCUCCUCCCCCCUCCUCACCCACCAGUCCCUCGGGGUGAGGCUGCAGUCCUGCAAGAAACUCACAGCCCCUCAGCGAAAGGCUAAGUUUGUGGAGAGCCCCCGAAUCCCCCCCUCUGAGCCCGACUCCCCUCCUCACCCCUACAGCCACAGCCCAAACCUGCACUUGGUCUACUGCACAGGGGAGUCAAACCAAGAGCUGGGCCCCCCUCCGUCGGUGGAUGAGGCAGCCAACACAUUGAUGACGCGCUUGGGUUUCCUACUGGGAGACAAAGUGAGCGAGGGGCCAGCCGGUACCCACUACAGCAUGGAGGAUCCCGAGGCAAGACAGGGCCAGAACCAGAGGAUCAGCCCGUGCUCCACCCUAACCAGCAGCACAGCGUCGCCCCCCGCAGGCAGCCCCUGCUCCACCCUGCCGCCCACCAUGCCGGGCCAGGCGGGCACCAGGGACUGCGCCUAUGGAGGAGUCACCAGCCCCACCUCCACUUUAGAAAGUAGAGACAGCGGCAUCAUCGCUACUUUGACCAGCUACUCGGAGAACAUGGAGCGCGGAGGGAAGUACGGCGAGGGCUCAAGGGGGAAUCUGAAACUUUGGCAGUCGCAGAAAUCAGGCAUGGACUCGUAUUUGUACCGAGUGGACGAGAAUAUGACCGCCUCCACCUACAGCCUCAACAAAAUCCCCGAACGAAACCUAGAGAGCAUGUCCUCCCACUCCGCCCACUCCAUCCCCCUGUACCUUAUGCCCCGCCCCAACUCUGUGGCCGCCACCAGUUCGGCUCACCUGGAGGACUUGGCGUACCUGGAUGAGCAGAGGCACACUCCAUUACGCACGUCACUGCGCAUGCCCCGUCAGAGCACCACCUGUGGGCCGGGACGCUCCGGGCAGGACCUGAGAGUACGAUUUGCCCCCUAUCGGCCCAAUGACAUCGCCCUAAAGCCCCUGCUGUUCGAGGUGCCCAGUAUCACCAUGGACUCGGUCUUCACGGGACGGGAGUGGCUUUUCCAGGAAAUAGACGCGUACCUCAACCAUAACAACAGCGGAUCCAACCCCGGUGUCAUCAUCGUGGGAAACAUCGGCUUCGGAAAGACCGCCAUCAUGUCCAGACUGGUGGCUCUGAGCUGUCACGGGACACGGAUGAGGCAGAUCGCAUCGGACAGUCCCCAAGCCUCACCCAAACAUGGAGAGGGCCUCCCGCUCACUCAGCCCCAGCCCUCACACGGGACCCUGGGGGGAGGCAGCUGUCCCGGGACCCCCGAGAUGAGGAGGCGCCAGGAGGAGGCCAUGAGGAGGCUGGCAUCUCAGGUGGUGGCGUACCAUUACUGCCAGGCGGAUAAUGCUUACACUUGUCUGGUGCCUGAAUUUGUCCACAACAUUGCGGCUCUGCUCUGUCGCUCUCCGCACCUCGUGGCCUAUAGGGAGGCGCUACUGAGGGAGCCCCAUCUGCAGAGCGUGCUUAGCCUGAGGUCCUGUGUCCAAGACCCUCUGUCCUCGUUCAGGAGGGGCAUUCUCGAGCCCCUGGAUGCACUUUAUAAGGAGAGAAAGAUCAACUCAGAUGAAGACCUCAUUAUUCUAAUAGACGGUUUAAACGAAGCAGAGUUUCAUAAACCUGACUAUGGAGAUACCAUCGUGUCCUUUCUCACCAAAACUAUCAACAAGUUUCCACACUGGCUCAAACUGGUGGUUACUGUCCGAACUACGCUACAGGAGAUUACAAACCCUCUGCCGUUCCACCGGAUUUCCCUGGACAGUUUCGAGGAGAACGAUGCCAUAGACCAGGACCUGCAGGGAUACAUACUGCACCGGAUCCACAGCAGCCCCGAAAUCCAAAACAACAUCUCCCUCAACGGAAAAAUGGACAACACAACAUUCGGAAAACUCAGUACGCACCUCAAGGCUCUGAGUCAGGGCUCCUAUCUGUACCUCAAGCUGACCUUUGACCUCAUCGAGAAGGGCUAUCUCGUCCUCAAGAGCUCCAGCUACAAGGUGGUCCCGGUGAAUUUGGCAGAGGUUUACCUGCUGCAGUGCAACAUGCGCUUCCCCACGCAGUCGUCUUUUGAGCGAGCGCUGCCUCUGCUCAAUGUGGCUGUGGCCUCUCUACACCCACUGACCGACGAGCAGAUCUACCAAGCCAUCAACGCCGGACAGCUAGAGGGUACUUUGGACUGGGAGGACUUCCAACAGCGCGUGGAUAAUCUGUCUGUAUUCCUGGUGAAAAGGAGAGACGGUACCAGGAUGUUUGUUCACCCGUCCUUCAGGGAGUGGCUCAUCUGGAGAGAGGAGGGAGAGAAGACCAAGUUCCUCUGUGACCCAAGGAGCGGACACACCCUCCUGGCCUUCUGGUUUUCACGACUGGAGACCAAACUCAACCGACAACAGACCAUCGAACUGGGCCAUCACAUCCUCAAAGCACAUAUCUUCAAGGGUCUCAGCAAGAAAGUUGGGGUUUCCUCGUCCAUCUUGCAGGGGCUGUGGGUGUCGUACAGCACAGAAGGACUCUCAGCUGCCCUCUCCUCACUACGCAACCUGUACACUCCAAACAUCAAGGUCAGUCGGUUGCUGAUGAUUGGCGGCGCGAAUGUGAACUACCGUACAGAGGUGCUGAAUAACGCCCCAGUGUUGUGUGUACACGCUCACCUGGGCUACAUGGAGAUGGUCAACCUGCUGCUGGAGUUUGGGGCCUCUGUGGAUGCCCCCUCGGAGAGUGGACUGACCCCUCUGAGCUACGCCGCUGCAGGAGGUCACAUGGCCAUAGUCACCGCUCUGUGUCGCAAGAGGGCAAAGGUGGACCACUUGGACAAAAAUGGCCAGUGUGCUUUGGUCCAUGCGGCGCUGAGAGGACACAUGGAGGUGGUGAAGUACCUGAUUCAGAGCGACUGGAGCAUGGGGUCUCAGCAGCAGCAGCAGUCCCCCCAAACCCAACCACAACAAAACAGCUUCACCAAGAGCCAUGCAGUGCAGCAGGCUCUGAUCGCAGCGGCCAGUAUGGGCUACACCGAGAUUGUGUCGUACCUGCUCGAUCUGCCUGAGAAAGACGAGGAGGAGGUGGAGCGCGCUCAGAUCAAUAACUUCGACACUCUGUGGGGAGAGACUGCUCUAACAGCAGCGUCUGGCCGAGGGAAGCUGGACGUCUGCAGACUUUUAUUGGAGCAGGGAGCAGCUGUGGCCCAACCAAACAGAAGAGGCAUUGUCCCCCUGUUCAGUGCAGUGCGACAGGGACACUGGCAGAUUGUGGACUUGUUACUGACACAUGGAGCGGAUGUGAACCAGUCGGAUAAACAGGGUCGCACUCCACUAAUGAUGGCGGCCUCUGAGGGACAUCUGGGCACUGUGGAAUUUCUAUUAGCACAAGGAGCGUCAUUGUCUCUGAUGGAUAAGGAGGGUCUGACGGCUCUGAGCUGGGCCUGUUUAAAGGGACAUUUACCUGUAGUGAGGUGUUUGGUGGAGAGUGGCUCCCCCACUGACCAUGCAGACAAGAACGGACGCACGCCGCUGGACUUAGCCGCCUUCUACGGAGACUCGGAAGUGGUUCAGUUCUUGGUGGACCACGGCGCUAUGAUAGAGCAUGUGGACUACAGUGGGAUGAGACCGCUGGACCGGGCGGUGGGCUGCAGGAACACGUCUGUGGUGGUCGCGCUGCUCAAGAAAGGAGCCAAGAUAGGUCCCGCCACAUGGGCCAUGGCAACCUCCAAACCCGACAUCAUGAUCAUACUGCUCAGCAAACUCAUAGAGGAGGGGGACAGCUACUACAAGAAGGGGAAGGUGAAGGAGGCAGCUCAGCGUUAUCAGUAUGCUCUCAAAAAGUUUCCACGCGAAGGUUUCAGCGAGGACCUCAAGACUUUCAGGGAACUCAAAGUGUCACUUUUUCUCAACUUGUCUCGAUGUCGGAGGAAAAUGAACGACUUUGGGAUGGCUGAGGAAUUUGCUACUAAGGCACUUGAACUAAAACCAAAAUCCUAUGAAGCCUACUACGCCAGGGCACGUGCCAAGCGUAGCAGCAGACAAUUUCCUGAAGCAAUGGAGGACCUGAAUGAAGCCAUAAAGCUGUGCCCAAACAACCGUGAGAUCCAGAGGCUGCUGCAGAGAGUGGAGGAGGAGUUCAGGCAGUUGACGCAAGGCGACCAGCCGCAGGACCUGGACCUAGAGCCUCCCCCCUCGCCCCCUCCCACACCUCCCCCUGAUGAUGAGGAGUCCCUGUCCCUCUCCGUGCCCCUCCCUCUGCCCCCUGAGCCGCGCCUCGAUGACAUGGAGCCCGUGCAGGACCUGUUUGAGGACGAGGACUAUCUGGAGCAGGAGCUAGAAGCCAUGUCUCUGGGGCUGCCUCCUCCAGACGCUCUCACUAAUGCUUCCAGUCUGCCCAUCAUCCAGAGCCCCCCACUGUCCCCCACACACCCAGACCAAAUCUAUCUGAGUGGGGGCUCGCCUAUGGGCCAGCCCUAUGAGUACCACCCCACUUCCUCUUCCAUGUCCUCUCCAACAAGAGGCUCAUACCAGCCCACCUCCCCCUCCCUGUCCCCCACUCAUCAGAACCACUACAGACACAGCCCGCCCCAGACCUCGCCUGUGCACCAGGCGUCCUAUCGCUACAGUCCUCCUCCUGGAGGCAUGGACCAAAGCCCCCCUCCGUCACCCCUGCGGCGGGCCGCUCAGUACAGAGCCAGCCCCCCUCUGGAGAGUGUGUGCAUGUACCGCUCUCAGUCAGGCUCCCCUGUGCGCUUCCAGACGGAGCAGCUCCCGGGGCGACCCAAGUCUCCUCUGGCCAAAAUGAGCAGUCAGCGCUCGUUCCAGCUCACCUCGCAGCCCUCGCUAUCGUCCCACCAGGCUCAGGGCUUGCGCCUGCAGCCGUCCAUCGCACAGAUUGUCCGCACCAACCAGCCCAGCGUCAUGGGCAACAGCAGCUACGGGGGCCACCCCCUGAGCGCCCGGUACCAGGCGUCUGUGGACCUCGUGUACCAGCCCUCUCUGGAUGGGCGCUCCAUGCCACAGGUCCAGGCUAGCCUCAGCUCAGGGGCCCUCUGUCAGCACGGGGGCCGAGGAGGGGUUAUGGAGCCAAGCCUCUUGAAGGACGAGCUGCCCCAACGCCCCUCCUCUGCCUACCGCGCCAGCAGCGGGGGUCCGGGCGGCAUCCGCUACAGCCAGACUCCUCAGAUCAGCCGCAGCCAGUCGGCCGCCUACUACCCUGUGUCUGAGCACGUGCUGGAGCGGGCCAAUGCCAUGCCCCCCUGUCAGCUGGGCUCCCCUGAGAUCCCCCACAUGGUGCGGCGGCCCGUCAGUGCGAACACCACCGAGAUGAAGAUGCCCACUCCCAGACCCCUCAUCCACUCCCAGAGCGUAGGACUGCGCUUCUCCCCCUCCACCAACAACAUCACAGGCUCCACCUCCAAUCUGGCCCCCGGCUUCAGGCCCUCAUCCUCCAUCCAGCAGAUGGAGAUCCCUCUGCAAGCGUCGUACGAGCGCUCCUGUGAUGACAUCUCUCCCAUCUCCCCCUCUCAGGGCGGGGGGCUGUACCCGGGCGAAACCACCCGCUCCAGAAACACUCCUUUUAUGGGCAUCAUAGACAAGACGGCGCGGACUCAGCAGUACCUGCACCAGCCCUCCAGGACACGGCCCAUGACCUCCAUGGACUCUGCCAUCAGCCCCACCUCCCCGGGGCAGCUGGUGUCGCAGGGCUCCACCUAUAGCCCCCCUGCUUCUCUGGGCAACAUCGCCUACUACAACAAGACCAACAACGCCCAGAACGGACACCUGCUGGAGGAGGACUACUACCAGACGCAGCCCCCCUCCCUGGGGAAGCUGGCCAACGGCUCCCGCGGAGGAGGGGACAUCCUGGAGCGGGUCAGCCAGGUGCCCACCUACCCCGACGUGAAAAUGGCCAGGACUCUGCCCGUGGCACAGGCCUACCAGGACAACAUGUACCGCCAACUGUCCCGCGACUCCCGCUCCCAAGGCCCCCCCUCCCCCAUCAAACCAAAGAGACCGUUUGUGGAGUCCAAUGUGUGACGCUGUGGAUGAAUGGUUUGACUGGGCCCGAGUGAGAGGACACGUGUGAAACAGUAUGAGACACGAAUGAACAAACACUAAUAUGACACAGUUAACCUUGCAGCGGGCGCACACUGGGACUUACAAGAACAACACAAGAAACAGACGUGAUUACUUCAUUAUCAGGUUCUAAAGGUACAAAUACAAAAGGGUCAUUUAAUGUUCUUUCACAAACCACUACAUCGAUACAGAAAAUGGGACUGAGAAAGUAUUAAUCAAUCGACUCUGCUUGUGGACUCUCCAUCUACUCUUCUUUCAAAGUGUGCUCUUAAACAAGGUUGGCCCUAUUCAAUGUAAUACAAUAUUCUAUGUUCAAUAGUGUACAUUGCUCCGAAAAUACAAAUGGAUCAACAACUCAGUACUUAGAGAAGAUGCUCAUAUUUAUAAUUAAGUUAUAUACUGUACAUAAACAUAGAACAAACAUAGUUUGCAUUUGAAAUGUAUACUGUUAACCCAGCCUUGACGUCCCACGGUUCGUCAUAAGAGAAAGUGAAACUGAAGCAAUGUCAAAGAAAGAGGGACAACGACCAACUUUGAUAUGACAUUAUUACCUCCAUUGAGUGACGAAGCUUUUGUUUUGUGUGUUUGGAAAUAUUUUUACAUAACGAGUUAUUAUAGAGUUUGAACUCGUAAUAAUAUACUGGUCUGACCGUGUAGUUUUAAAUUUCAUCAUUUGGUUACAGUUACUUUCUUUUAUGUAUUUGAUUUUAAGUGAUCUGCUGUAUUAUCCUUUCAUUACAAGCCUCAUGCCUUAGUGUGAACAAGAGGUGGCAGUCAUCUUGAGCUAUUUAAAUGAUCAACACUACUGUGGUCUGUUUAGACAAAGAAUGAGAGGGAAGUGCAAUAUCUGCGUUUUCAGAAUAAGUAUCUUUUAGAAUAAGAACAGUUGAGUGAUACGCCACAUUUCUCUCAAAGUUUGCCUUUGUCCCUCCCCUGCACAUAGAGGCACUGUAUUUUUAAAUAUCAGAUAUACAGUAUAAUAUAGAGAUGGUAUCAAGGACAGUGCUCAGAGAAUAGCAAGCAAAUGCAUACACUACCACUGUUAACCUCCCUUCCUCCUACAUUAUUUUUUAAUUUGUACCGAUAAAAAUGUCCUUCACUUCUGCACUAUAAAGCCUGUUAAGUUCUUAACUAAGGGUGCACUUUAUGUAUUUUACUUAUUUUAUUGUUCGAUUGUUGGAAACGUGUGAUUGGUCAGUUUAACCUGGCCAGUGCGACUAUCAUACACUAUAUGAUUUAAGCAGCAGUGAUGAAUGACAACACAAAGAGCAAUGUUUUUUUCAGGUGACGAUGUAUAGCACAAGUUGUAUAUAGUGGCUAUGGUCCGGGUAUGUAAAGAGAAGCAUAGUAUCCCACAUCUGAAAUAUUGUCAAAUCAGUCGUCAAAUCCACUGGUUUUACGCGCAUCUACUGCAAAAUGAUAUUACUGAGUUUAACCAUAUGUAUAUUGGAGUCUGGGUGUUAGAACAAGCAGCACUAUAAUGUAAAAGAUAUUUGUAAAUGUGGAUAAAGUUAUAGACCGUGUGUCUGUAACUGUAUAUUUUGGUUGUCUGAUAGAGUAUCUAAAAGAGGUGGUUCUUAUUGUAAUUGCCUUCUCUGAAUAAUAAUCUGAUUUACCUGCUACAAAGAAAGAUAUAGACAAUAUAUCUUUAGGAAAUGAAGGUUUAAAAUGUACCAUAUUUGUUUUAAAUGAGACUUCUCUGAGGAUAUUUGAGGGUGUGUGGUUUUGCGCUGUCUGUGUACAUUAGUUGCUGUAAAUAGUCCGGUGCAUGUUCUAUUGUUUCCAUGAGCUCCGUGUCCAGACUGAAGGACACAAUGUAAACGAAUGGGAUCUCAAUAAGGAGUCUGCUAUCCUGACCUGUCCUCUUCAUUUUAGCACCAAACAAAUGCGAAAGGUUCUAUUUUAUUUUCAUGUGUUUGCUUGCUGAGCAGAGUUCUCUUGUCUGUAAAUGUGAGCUUUCAGAUCGCUGUGACUAAAAGUUUAAUUAAAAACAAUAAAAAGAAUGUGUUUUUAUCUCAUGAUAACUGAUUGUAAUCUGUACAGUCAAACAUAUGUAUUGGAAAAAUAACAUUUAUAAAUGGUUACCAACUGAAA
Periophthalmus magnuspinnatus is the source of this 8609-nucleotide messenger RNA. RefSeq names its product tetratricopeptide repeat, ankyrin repeat and coiled-coil containing 2b (gene tanc2b). Lineage: Eukaryota; Metazoa; Chordata; Actinopteri; Gobiiformes; Gobiidae. The coding region runs from base 231 to 6476 and encodes 2081 amino acids. Gene Ontology annotation, cellular component: dendritic spine. Gene Ontology annotation, molecular function: protein binding. Gene Ontology annotation, biological process: regulation of dendritic spine morphogenesis. The record is from RefSeq and is a predicted model, not a curated record. The transcript is spliced from 30 exons.